Molecule: messenger RNA, 105 nt
Organism: Sclerotinia sclerotiorum 1980 UF-70
Lineage: Eukaryota; Fungi; Ascomycota; Leotiomycetes; Helotiales; Sclerotiniaceae
Exons: 2
Coding region: 1-105 (34 amino acids)
Source: RefSeq, a predicted model, not a curated record
AUGUCCAUUGUUUAUCGAAUGCCAUACUUUUCCCGUAAAGGUAUCCCGAGUACAUACAAGCUGAAACUUUACUCACCCAUCGCCGAUUGUCAAGAAUACCGAUAA